AUGACACAGAAGACAGACGGGCUUAUUCGGCUACUUAGUCCUCCGGAUCAUCCACGUUUCAUUAUUCGUUUUGAUCAUCGUGAUACAGGCCGGUCAACGUCUUUUGCCAAGCCUUCUGACGGUACACCGGUAUAUGCGCUAGACGACAUGGUCGACGACAUCGUAGGGCUCAUUAAACAUCUCAAACUCACAGAAGUGAAUCUCAUCGGCACUAGUUUGGGCGGACCUCUUGCGUGGCAAACAGCUAGUCGUCUACCACAUGUUGUUCGGAGUCUAGCCCUUGUUCUCACGAGUCCAGUUGGGAGGCAACAGCUCCCUCAUGAUAACUUGCCUCAGGUACACUUGGAAGGGCAGUGGCUAUUAGCUGAAGCAUAUGAGAUCCCAGAUGACAAGGAAGAUGACGACGGUUGGAUCCAAUUAUAUAUGCGACUUGACCUUGCUCUAGCAACUCAACCGCCAACGGAAGAGGAAAAGGCCGAAUCGAGAAGGGAGUCUGAGAUUACAUAUUACCGCGAGAAACAGAGCGGGACCAUGUGGACCAAGUAUAACCACUCUGAUGCGUCGGGUGUGAGGUGGCCGCGCGAGUUACUCAAACAGAUCCGAUGUCCGACAGUUGUUAUUCACGCCGCAAAGGACCAGAUUUUCCCGCUAAAGCACGCCGAGGCUCUAAGAGAUGAUGUUGAAGGGGCAACGCUUGUCAUUAUCGAAGACUGCGGGCAUGAGAUACCACAUCGAGUUCGCCAACAGAUGGUAGAUGCGAUUCUCACCAACCUGAAGAGAGGAGAAUAG
Messenger RNA from Trichoderma aggressivum f. europaeum, 789 nucleotides. RefSeq lists its product as uncharacterized. The coding region runs from base 1 to 789 and encodes 262 amino acids. The record is from RefSeq and is a predicted model, not a curated record. The transcript has a single exon. Gene Ontology annotation, molecular function: triacylglycerol lipase activity. Lineage: Eukaryota; Fungi; Ascomycota; Sordariomycetes; Hypocreales; Hypocreaceae. Gene Ontology annotation, biological process: glycerolipid catabolic process.